GAGUGCAGCUCCUACUCCAUACCCGGUAUUCCCGCCUCACCGCUCUCCUGCUAUCCCCAGACAUGCAGGGACCCUGGGUGCUGCUGUUGCUGCUGGGCCUGAGGCUACAGCUCUCCCUGGGCAUCAUCCCAGUUGAGGAGGAGAACCCGGCCUUCUGGAACCGUCAGGCAGCCAAGGCCCUGGAUGCCGCCAAGAAGCUGCAGCCCACACGGACAGCCGCCAAGAACCUCAUCCUCUUCCUGGGCGACGGGAUGGGAGUGUCUACGGUGACAGCCGCCAGGAUCCUAAAGGGGCAGAAGAAGGGCAAACUGGGGCCAGAGACGCCCCUGGCCAUGGACCGCUUCCCAUACGUGGCUCUGUCCAAGACAUACAGCGUAGACAAGCAUGUGCCAGACAGCGCAGCCACAGCCACGGCCUACCUGUGCGGGGUCAAGGGCAACUUCCAGACCAUCGGCUUGAGCGCAGCGGCCCGCUUUAACCAGUGCAACACGACCCGCGGCAACGAGGUCGUCUCUGUGAUGAACCGGGCCAAGAAGGCAGGGAUGUCAGUGGGAGUGGUGACCACCACACGGGUGCAGCACGCCUCCCCAGCCGGUACCUACGCGCACACGGUGAACCGCAACUGGUACUCGGACUCCAACAUGCCUUUCUCCGCCCGCCGGGAGGGCUGCCAGGACAUCGCCACGCAGCUCAUCUCCAACAUGGACAUUGACGUGAUCCUUGGUGGAGGCCGAAAGUACAUGUUUCCCAUGGGGACCCCAGACCCUGAGUACCCACGUGACUACAGCCAGAAUGGGACCAGGCUGGACGGGAAGAACCUUGUGCAGGAAUGGCUGGGGAAGCACCAGGGCGCCCGGUACGUGUGGAACCGCACUGAGCUCAUGCAGGCUUCCCUGGACCCGUCUGUGACCCACCUCAUGGGUCUCUUUGAGCCCGGAGACAUGAAAUAUGAGAUCCACCGAGACUCCACACGAGACCCCUCCCUGAUGGAGAUGACGGAGGCCGCCCUACGGCUGCUGAGCAGGAACCCCCGAGGAUUCUUCCUCUUUGUCGAGGGCGGCCGCAUCGACCACGGUCAUCAUGAAAGCAGGGCUUACCGGGCACUGACUGAGACGAUCAUGUUCGACGACACCAUUGAGAGGGCGGGCCAACUCACCAGCGAGGACGACACGCUGACCCUCGUCACCGCUGACCACUCCCACGUCUUCUCCUUUGGUGGCUACCCCCUGCGAGGGAGCUCUGUCUACGGGCUGGCCCCCGGUGAGGCCCAGGACGGGAAGGCCUACACGGCUCUCCUAUAUGGAAACGGUCCCGGCUAUGUGCUCAAGGACGGUGCCCGGCCGGAUGUCACUGAGAGCCAGAGCGGGAGCCCCGAGUACCGGCAGCAGUCAGCAGUGCCCCUGGACGAAGAGACCCACGCAGGCGAGGACGUGGCGGUGUUCGCGCGCGGCCCGCAGGCGCACAUGGUGCAUGGGGUGCAGGAGCAGAGCUUCAUAGCGCACGUGAUGGCCUUCGCCGCCUGCCUGGAGCCCUACAAGGACUGCGACCUGGCGCCCCCUGCCGGCACCACCGACGCUGCGCACCCGGGGCCCGCCGCUUUCUCCAUUUCACUUCCCCUGCUGGCUGGGAUCCUGUUGCUGCUGGGGGCGGCCACUGCUCCCUGACUGCCCUGUCCCUGGGGCUCCUGCCUCCCCAUCCCGGAGUUCUGCUCCCCACCUCCAGUGGUCCUGCCCGGCCUCCA
Molecule: messenger RNA, 1741 nt
Organism: Saimiri boliviensis boliviensis (Bolivian squirrel monkey)
Lineage: Eukaryota; Metazoa; Chordata; Mammalia; Primates; Cebidae
Source: RefSeq, a predicted model, not a curated record